Soboliphyme baturini is the source of this 504-nucleotide messenger RNA. The record is from the annotation of a GenBank genome assembly. Lineage: Eukaryota; Metazoa; Nematoda; Enoplea; Dioctophymatida; Soboliphymatidae.
AUGGAAUCAAUCGACCAACAUAUAACUCGCAUACAUGGAAGGAAACGUUCGUACGGUCGAAACGAUCGUGGACCUCGUCGAUGCACUUUUUUUGACCGAUCGCUAGAAAAGGAAGAACGGUGGCAGGUAAAGUUGCAGGAAUGGUCAUCGAGGUUGCAGGUGCUGAUGGACAAUGAGCAGAAGCUAUUCUCGGAAAUUCGCUACUUGCAGCGCGAACGUAAUGACCUCAAGGACAAGGUUAAUGCACUUGCAGCGGACAAGCAGGGCCUUCAGAAAAAGUGCCGCGAAUUGGAAAAAGAGUUGUUUGAACUGAGGGAACAGUUGGACAGCAAAACCAAGCAAUGGAGCAUUUGUCAUCGCUGCUCGAACAUAUUUAUGCCGAAUGUUCCACCCGAGUGCGAAAAAAAGUAUGCUUUCUCACCGAACGGCCUUCGAAAUGAGCUAGAAGCGCUUCGAAUGGAGGUGAGUCAGUUGCGGCAGUCGCUGCAUCUACAGACCAAUUAA